Messenger RNA from Bufo gargarizans (Asiatic toad), 8776 nucleotides. RefSeq names its product sorting nexin 13 (gene SNX13). Gene Ontology annotation, cellular component: early endosome. Gene Ontology annotation, biological process: positive regulation of GTPase activity. Gene Ontology annotation, molecular function: phosphatidylinositol binding. The transcript has 26 exons. Lineage: Eukaryota; Metazoa; Chordata; Amphibia; Anura; Bufonidae. The coding region runs from base 132 to 3035 and encodes 967 amino acids. The record is from RefSeq and is a predicted model, not a curated record.
UCAGCCUGAGCAGCUACCGGAGGAUAGGGAUAUACAGGGCCGGGCAGGGGCUGCUCUGGUAAACACAGGCGAGGAACAACGCUUGUUUAUGAUGCUGCGGGGAUAGAGGAGCGGCUCGGCCGGUGGUAAUCAUGACCCCAAAGGCCAGUCUUUCCAUAUGGGGUUGGGGAAGUCUCGGUGGCGUGCUCUUCCUCGUAACAUUUGGACCCUUUGCUAUAUUUUACUUCGCCUUUUACAUCCUCUGCUUCGUGGGUGGGGGUUUUGUGGUCUCGCUUCUUUUCGGAAAGAUAACCUCUGAGAAGUACCUUGAGAGAUGUGAGCAUUCGUUUCUUCCAUCAACUUCUGCUGGAAUCUCGAGGGUCUUAGAAGAAAUGAAACGUGAAGCUAGACCCAUCAAAAUUGACAGAAGGGUGACCGGUGCCAAUAUGAUUGAUGAACCCCUGCAACAAGUCAUACAGUAUUCCUUAAGAGACUAUAUCCAUUACUGGUAUUACACACUAAGCGAGGACGAAUCAUUUCUCCUUGAAAUAAGGCAGACUGUUCAGAAUGCACUCGUUCAAUUUUCCACCCGGUCUAAAGAAGUUGACUGGCAGCCUUAUUUUACCACCCGGUUAGUAGAUGACUUUGCCACUCACCUCCGAGUGUUCAGAAAAGCUCAGCAGAGGAUGGCAGAGAAAGAAGAUCAAAAGAAAGAUUCCUCUGAAGAUUUUGUAGAUACUUUUUUUGAGGUUGAAGUUGAAAUGGAGAAAAUGGUCUGUCGUGACCUCAUAUGCACUUCUUCCAAAGAUGAAGAAGGCUUCCUGAAGGAUUUAUGUGAAGUUUUACUGUAUUUAUUGCUACCUCCUGGAGACUUCCAGAACAAGAUCAUGCGAUACUUUGUGAGGGAAAUCCUUUCACGAGGAAUUCUUCUUCCUUUAAUAAACCAGCUCAGUGAUCCUGAUUAUAUUAAUCAAUAUAUCCUUUGGAUGAUUCAUGAUUCCAAUUGCAAUUAUGAGGCCUUCAUGAAUGUCAUUAAGUUAAGUGACAAUAUUAGAGAGUUGGAAGCUGUGAGGGACAAAGCUGCUGAAGAAUUACAGUUUCUCCGUUCUUUAGAUACCGUGGGAGAUGACAUCAACACUAUAAAAAACCAGAUAAACAGUUUACUGUUUGUAAAGAAAGUAUGUGAAACGCGAAUACAGAGAGUGCAGUCUGGGAAAGAAAUUGAUACUGUGAAGUUGGCUGCAAACUUUGGAAAACUUUGCACAGUCCCACUGGACAAAAUUCUUGUACACAAUGUUGCACUACAGUUUUUUAUGGAUUUUAUGCAGCAGACUGGGGGGCAAGCACAUCUCUUCUUCUGGCUCACAGUGGAGGGGUACCGGGUGACUGCACAGCAGCAGCUGGAGGUGCUUCAUAGCCGGCAACGUGACGGAAAGCACCAGAUCAAUCCAACAAAGGGGCUGUUAAAACAAGCUGCGGUUGGCGUGUUUGACCAGUACUUAUCAGAAAAGGCAUCACCAAGAGUUCAAAUCGAUGAUUAUUUGCUUGCAAAGCUUGAAGAAGUGGUGAAGAAUGAAGACCCAACGCCUGAGAUCUUUGAUGAGGUCCAAAAAAAGGUUUAUGACAUCAUGUUGCGGGAUGAACACUUUUAUCCCGCGUUUCGCCACAACGCUCUCUACAUACGAAUGCUUGCAGAGCUGGACAUGUUAAAAGAGCCAAGCUUUAAAGGAUCUGACGAUGGAGAUGGAGAGUCUUUUAAUGGAUCGCCGACGGGCAGCAUCAAUUUGUCUCUGGAUGACCUGUCCAACGUCACCGCUGAAGAGCCAAUACAAAUCCAUGCUUUUAUAUCUGACACUGUUCAUGUUGACUGUGACCCAUAUGCUGUGGCAGGAGUAUGUAAUGAACAUGGGAAAACCUAUGCACUGUACGCCAUCACUGUCAAGAAGCGAGAUGGCAUUCAGGAAAUAUGGAAAACCUAUCGGCGUUACAGUGACUUCCAUGAUUUCCACAUGCGGAUCACUGAACAGUUUGAAAACCUUGCCAGUCUCCUCAAGCUGCCAGGAAAAAAGACUUUCAACAACAUGGAUAAAGAAUUUUUGGAAAAGAGAAAAAAUGAUUUGAAUGCGUACUUACAGUUGUUACUAAGUCCUGAGUUGCUGAAGGCCUGUCCUCCACUGGCCCAUUGUGUAUUCGACUUUCUUGAGAACAAAGCCUACAAUAAAGGGAAAGGGGACUUUGCUCGUAAGAUGGACACAUUUGUAAAUCCACUGCGCAAUUCAAUGAGGAAUGUCUCCAAUGCCGUGAAAUCCAUUCCAGAUAGCUUAGCUGAAGGGAUGAAUAAGAUGUCUGACAACAUGGGCAAAAUGUCUGAAAGACUCGGACAAGAUAUUAAGCAAUCUUUUACUAAGGCUCCAAUGCUUGUACCAAAACCGGAUUCAGAUCCUGAACAUUGCAGAGUGUCUGCGCAACUAGAUGAUAAUGUUGAUGACAAUAUCCCUCUUCGUGUGAUGCUUCUGCUCAUGGAUGAAGUCUUUGACCUGAAGGAAAGAAAUCAGUGGUUAAGAAGACAAAUCACCAGCCUUCUCCAGCAGCUCAUUAGAGCCACAUAUGGAGACACAAUUAAUAGAAAAAUAGUUGAUCAUGUAGAGUCCAUGACAUCACCUGACCAAGUAGCUGAUUAUGUCAAGCAUUUCAGAGACUCGUUUUGGCCUAAUGGGAUAUUGGCGGAGACUGCGCCUCGCAGAGACAGAAGUAUACGAAUGCGUACUAGAGUAUCUGCAAAAACGAAGCUGCUGGAAAUUAUGCCAGAUGAACUGAAGCACAUAAUUGGGGCAGAAACAACUAGAAAGGGAAUCCUUCGGGUCUUUGAAAUGUUUCAGCACACCCAACUAAACCGGAGACUUGCCUAUGUUUUUUUAGAAGGAUUUCUGGAAACCUUAUUUUCACAAUGCAAAUUCCAUGAGCUUUUUAACAAACUGCACUCCAGGUCAGAGCGAAUGAGGAGGUAUAGAGAGAGACAUCAGUCUUAUCCUGCACCCGCCUUACAGAAAAGGUGACACUCUGGAUGGUCAAGUUGUGCCCUAGAAACUCUGCAGUGUUUUAUCCAGGAAUAACUGUCUAGCGGUUUGGACAUCAUUUUCCAGGGCUUCUGAUGGCUACUGACGUUUCCGCACCAGUCAUAUCGUGUCCUAUAGAAUAUCGACGCAUCCAUAAGCUGUGUGGCUCUAUUCAUCCUACCUGCUGUGCGACCAUUCGCGGAUUGGAGCUGUAAAUGUCUUACAUUGGUGCAUUGGAAUCACAAUAAAGAACCAGACCAGAGAUGGUACCUUCUGGAUUCAGACCUAGAAGAGCAUGAUGGGAGCGUACCAGUGGUUGAAUACGUGCCAGAUUGUAUUUUUCUACAUAAUAUCAAGCACAAAUACAUCGCUACGCUGGAGGAUCGACAGGAUUGAGUUAAAGCUGGGAAAUUGUGCAAUGAUGGCAAUGCAGCGGCAGUGGCCCAAGCUUUUAUUGGCUAGGAGAUGCCUAUAUUUCCAUGUAGCAAAUAGCAAGAAUGGUAUCUGAGGACUUGGUGGUUUGCUAAGCCACUGCUGCUGUUUUCUGUUUCAUCACUAGAGUUUUAUGACAGGCUUCUUAGGCAGAUCUUGUAUUAUUUGAGGAGGAGGUUAUUUUGGGAGGUUUUUGUAUGAUUUUCUUUUUUCUUCUUCCCUAAUAUGCAAUUAGGCUGGAUGGUGUCUAUUUGAUGCUUCCUCAUUUCAUUAUCACUUUGACGUCAAUCUUUACAAAGGCAACCACCUGCUGAAGAUAAUAUCAUGGCUCAGUACAAAAGCAUCUCACCACCAGUCGUUCUGUGUAUUACAUUACCCAGUGUGACUUUCUUGCAUGUAUAGUUAUCCUGGAUAUUGCCAUAUACUCUCCCCCAUCAAUUGUCUUCUGGUUGCCUUGUGAGCACAAUGCCGGUGCCAGUCUUUUCUAUUUUGGUCACAGAGCACAGUGUUAAUUUGAGAUCAUAUCUCUAGAUUGAUGAAAAAUACCACACUUUUCACUUGUACAACUGCUUGUUCCAUCUACUGAUCAUCAGUAUGGUUUUCAGAUGCCAUAUCCCAGUAUUUUGCUCUUUUUAAAGAGCAUCGGUCAGCAUGAUCAACCCUAGUAAAUCAUUCUGAGUGCAUCUCUUGUAGCAAUCCAAUUUGUGUUUAUUGAGCCAUUUGUACUUUAUAUUUAUGUUAAUAAGGUGCUUGUAGCACUGAGGAGCGGGCCUUGUCCCUCGGAGCACUGCUUCACCUCCACCGUUCUAUCUUAAUUACUCCCUCUCUCCCAGUGAUUGACAGGGCAAGGCAUUAUUAGUGUUCCGAUCCCUGGCGCUGAAAUCUCGCUCAUGCCCUCUGCUUUCCCCAUUCCGGAGAUUGAAUUGCACCUACUGAACUGUCGCCAGAGCAUGCGUGAGAUUUCAGGGCCAGGCAUUGAUACAUUGUCAGUCAUUGGGAGAGAGGGAGCCACUAAGGUGGAAAGGCAUAGGUGAACCUAGCACCUCAUCAGCAGGAAAGUAAAAUACAUUUCUCAAUGAGAUCGGAUUGCAAGGUCCUUGCACUUUGCAUCAUCAACCCUACCAGGCAGUAUGACUGGUUAGGCUUGAUCAAACUGACAAAUGUUCCUUAAAUCGAACAGAAAACGAGCAUUCAGCUUCUUUUCUCCUCUUUUAUACAGUAGAAAUAGAUAAUCUGACUCAUUCCGAUUAGAGAUAAGCAAAUCGAUUCGCCUCAUUAACGAGAGUUCCUAAUCUGCAAAGAGCCGGUCACACUGCUGAAGAAGCUCCCCUUGCCACUUGAUUGACCGUGCUGGACAUCUCGGUUGACCCUCACAGUCUCAUUCCUGCGACGCUGCUGUGAGUAGCGGCACAAGUGCAGUGGCUCUGCUUCCACUUCCAGAGCGGAGACUGUUCUUAUGCCGCAACCUGGAAGUUUUACGGUGAAUGCACAGUCGCUGCACUUGCCCCGAGGUGAGAUUGUCGGGGACAGCCGACAUGUCCGGCUCUGUCAGUCAAGCAGCAUAGGGGGCUCGUUCAGCAGUGGGGCCAGCACCUUGGAGCUGAAGGCCUCUUGUUGAUGAAACAAAUUAAUUUGUAUGACUCAAUACGCUCAUCCAGGACAUAACAUAAACAAUUUACAUAUUCCCUGAAAUGAAAUUUUGGUUGAUAUUUAUGGGUUAUCUGGAUGCAGAGAAUCCUGGAGGUGGGUAGUGUGUUGAGUUUCUCAAAGUCUGUUUUCAAGAUUCUGGAUCUUUUGGAGUCUGCCAUGUAGUUAGGGCUCAUGAUCUCUAUGUUUUCUGUUAUCCUUCCUCUGCUAAUAUAGUAUGGGAUCUAGCGGGAUUGCAAAGCACCGUGGAGCUUGUAUGAUCUCAAAAUGCUUGUGUUUGGUUUUUCCAGGUCCUCUGGUUUGGUCUGUUUGGUCCUCCAGCAAACAGCUGACUGUAUCUGGACAAGUUCCUAUUUGCUAAACAUUUUCCCUAAGUGGACGCUGCAGUUAAAAUGUGGUGAUAAAAUGGCAGCCAUUCAAGAGUCCCAUUUUGUGAUAACCCUUAAUCGGUGCUGUCCAUCAUGAUGGUUUGUCAGCAACAAGCAGAGCUGUGAGCGCCGUAGUAAUGGGCUACAGAAAGUGUGCUGUGCUCAAAGGCCUUCAUGUAAAGGAGGACAAUGCACCUUUAGUAGCUGCUGAGCCAACAGAUAUUCCUUCCAAACCUCCUCCAUACAUAUGCAAGCACUGCUGAGCAUGCAUAUAUCCUCAACAGGGAGAGAGACAUCUGGCACCUUAUUUCCCUUAAAGGGGUUUUCCCAGCUGGAUAUUUUAUGGCGUAUCGAUAGAAUAUGCCGUAAAUGUCCAAUACGUAUGGGUCCUAUCUCAAGCAUGGGGCUCUGCCAUGAACGGAUAGCAGGCUGCACGUGAGUGGCGUCCUCUCCAUUUAUUGCUAUGGGACUUUUCAUUUUGGACAUCCCAUAGCAGUGAAUUGAGAAAAUCAUCCUCUGUGCGAUACACCAUAAAUGUCCAGAUGGAAUUACCCCUUUAAGAACAAAAGGAUUGGUCAAAAGGGGACAGAUGGGACACCCCCCAUAUACAUUAGAUGGCCAGAGUUAAUCUAAUGAGCAUGGUCACCUUUAUUCUGGUCAUGAUUUGGGAUUGAUCAGUCCUCUAUCUCCUGGUUAGCUGGUGUCACAGAUUCUCGUUGACUACAAAUCUUUUUGUUUGAAUAAAAAUGAUAGAUGGGCAUAUCUUAGAUUUACCCUUAAACCAAGCCAAUAAUCCCUGUCCAGAUAAGAUUUUAUAGCUUUUUUUCAUUUUCUGCAGCUUGUUGCCCCAGCAGCAUAUGUUGCUCUUAUAAUGUGGGCUAUCAUCAGUGGUUUCAUGUUAUUACACCUACUGGGCUGGUGGGGUGGUGCAACAUCUCUAUACUAAAGGGUCCACUCAAACCAAGAGUUGUAUCAUCUAGCUAUUAUAGGUUGUAGAGCAGUGCCGAGGCCUUCACUCUUUAGAAAGUCAUUCUGACUUGUUUGUAUGUGACGUGGCAACUGCGCACUAAUAUAGCGUCAGUCUGUGUUUUAUAUGUGAGAGAAGUAGUGAUGGAGUUUUAAGGAAAAUAAAAUAUAUAUUUUUUUAAUAUUGAAUUAGGUUUUUCUCAUUAGUUUGAGUGCUGCUCAAAAUCUGCUGUACCAGACUGUGAAGCGGUUCACAAUUGAGUUCUGCCUUUAUCCGUUGUAUCCUCCUAAAAUCUUGCAAAUUGAUUGUACAAUAAGGUGUAUAAAGCGGGCGCUCUCAUGUCUGGGCUCAGCAGUCGGGGGCUUCAGAUCGUUGCUGGAAAUGUAUUUGUGCCAUUCUCCAAAGCAAAUGCACUUGUUUUAGCCUUAAUAUUUUUUUAAAGCGUGAUGACCGUAAUAGAGAUCCAUUGGCUCAACAGUUGUGACGAUCGAUGAAUCUGAACGUUUGUGAUGCUGUAAGAAUGUGCACAGGUUUUAAAACAUGAAAUGUAGCUUUAUUUUGUAUGAUUAUUUUAAUAACGUGCAAUAUUUUCAGCUGUCUAACCUAUCAAAGUGUCCGGGUACUUGGAUCUCUAAUUCACUGUCCUGACUUAUUUUGCAGCGUCUAGGACCCAUUUUCAUUUACACAGGAAUACCCCAAAAAUAAAUAAAAUGCAAUGGAAAAACCUCCCAUACAAUAUAUUUUAUGAACUAGUGUUAGGGCGCUUCCCGGGAUCAAAGAAAAAAAAUUAACUCUAAAAUGUACUCCUAUACUUUUUUAAUUCUUCGCUAUUUCAUCACCAAAGAUGUUGAGGUCGGUCCCCCACCGUAACGGUUUACAUACUUGCAUACUGACUGAUCCUAUGAACAGACAGGGGAACAAAUGGGGCACAAACAGCGGUGAUGUGAAUGAGUAAUUCCAAAGGAAAGUAUGUAGAGAAGUUUAGCAUUUUGGGCUUAGCUAUUUUUUUUUAAGCCCCAUAGUGGCAAAUGGAGGGUGUCCACUCAAAUGCGGCUGCUCUCCGUUCACUUCAGGGGCCCUUUUCUAGAGGUAGGAGCAGGUUCCAGAGGAGGGACGUGCACCUGUCUGACAUUGAUGGCAUAUCCCAGUGAAAUGCCACAAAUAUUGGGAUGGGAAAACUUUUUUAUGUACCUCUACCUUCUUACUGGUUAAAAGGAUUUUCCGAGAUCUUUUUACUGAUGACCUAUCCUCUGGGAAAAGAGAAGGUCAUAGAACCCCUUACUGUUUACUCUUGGCAAACAUCCAACCAGUGACGGUCGGACCCCCACCGAUCAGAUACUGAUGACCUAUCCAGAGGAUAGAUAAUCAGUAAGAGAUCUCGGAAAGCCCCUUUUAGCCAUUAUCUGACUGCUUCCCAAUAUUUACAUAUAUUUGCACAUUUCUUGGCCCAAACAACUGGUUAGAUAUUUGCCGAGACUAAACAGUAGGUGGUUGUAUGACCAGCUCUUUUCCACACCCGUCCACUGGCUGUGUUUAGUAUUACAACUUUUUUUCCUAACCCUCCUUUAACGUCAUCCCCGUGGGAUUAGCACUUGGUUCAUUUUACCGUGCGGGAGGCUGUCUAAACUCUCCUGAAUUAUAUAGCCAUUCGGUUAUUGUAUCAGCCACUUGAUUAUUUUUUUUUUAUUUAGGAUGCGUCACAAAGGUUCCCACUUUAAAAAUAAAAAAAUGCCCCUUUGGUGCUUAAAAUGACUGCAAAACAAUAAUUCAAGGGUGGAAAUAGAGAUUCAAUGAUCCAAGAUACAUUCCUUUGUGUUCCUGCGUAGCUCUAUAACACGUGUACCUCCAGCCAUUUUCUGAGCUUCACGUAGCUUAGAUUACUAUGAUGCCGCUAGUUCUUAGUGAACUGAUAGGCUGAAUUCUCCCUGAUACAAAUGUCUGCCGCCACAGACUAUAGAAUAUGGGUACACGUUAAGGACUUGUUUUAUAAGUCUCGGUUGUCUCUCCAGGUUCUCUUACAGUGUGUCCUACUGUCCUUGGCAAAUAUUUAUAUAGCAUAUGCUAUUGGUAGAACUGUUUUAAUAUGAAUUGUGCAUAUCAUGUACAGUCAAUGGUUUUGUGCAUUGUUUUAUGAAUGCGAUUUCCUCCAUUUCAUUUCUUUUCUUGCUUUAUUUUUCUUUUCGAGCAAAGGGCAAUCGAAUGUUUUACAGCUGUUUUAAUGGGUUGAAAGGAACAUUUUAUUUUAUUUUUUUCAUUUUCAUUGAGUUUUUGUUUAACUGAGACGCUGGAAUACUGGUAACACUAAUAAAGUAUCAACAGAAGCUGUU